Molecule: messenger RNA, 5090 nt
Organism: Branchiostoma belcheri (Belcher's lancelet)
Lineage: Eukaryota; Metazoa; Chordata; Leptocardii; Amphioxiformes; Branchiostomatidae
Product: STE20-like serine/threonine-protein kinase
Biological process (GO): protein phosphorylation
Molecular function (GO): ATP binding; protein serine/threonine kinase activity
Source: RefSeq, a predicted model, not a curated record
UGGCCAAAAAAUUCCUUCUCGAUGUCACGUGUCGGAAGACUAUUAUGGGUUGGAAUAUGACGUCACUCCUGAGGUGUGGUAGUAUUUUCAAAAUGGAGGAUCACUGUGCUGGGAACUUCGGUUGACUGCGGGUUUUCUUUGUCCCAAUCGCCGUCUGAGGCCUGCUUGAAGUUGAUGUAACUGUGGGACCUUGAUCCCAUACGUUUUCUCUUUGACUGGGGCAUUAUCUACCAAAUUUGAGGCUCGUAGUGUUCCAAACUGCGUCAUCAAUUUGUUGACUUUGGAGUUGGCUCACAGAUAGUUGCAAGUUUCUUCCCACAGCAAAGUGAAACUGUUACAACAUGCCGCUCCUGGAUUUCAAGAAGAUCUUCAGCAUCAGGCAGGAGCGGAAGAAACCCAAGUAUUACCAGCAUAUCAGACGGGACGUGGACCCGAACGCGGUGUGGGAGACGAUCGGGGAGCUCGGGGACGGGGCAUUCGGCAAAGUGUACAAGGUGAAACACAAGGAGAAUGGAAACCUGGCUGCAGCCAAGAUCAUAGAAAUCAAGAAUGAGGAGGAGUUGGAGGAUUAUACCGUGGAGAUCGACAUCUUGUCGGAGUGCAGCCAUCGCCACGUGGUCGCUUUGGAUGACGCAUACUUCCACGAUGGGAAACUAUGGAUGAUGAUCGAGUUCUGUGCAGGCGGUGCCUUAGACGACAUCAUGCUAGAGUUGGACCACCCCCUGACGGAGCCUCAGAUCCGUGUGAUCUGCAGACAGAUGCUGGAGGCGCUGGACUACCUGCACACUCACCACAUCAUCCACAGGGACCUGAAGGCUGGCAACGUACUACUCACACCUGAGGGAGAUAUCAAACUGGCUGACUUUGGAGUGUCUGCAAAGAACAGCAACACAAGACAGAAGAGAGACACCUUUAUUGGAACCCCCUACUGGAUGGCCCCAGAGGUGGUGUUGUGUGAGACAGUGAAGGACACCCCGUACGACUGUAAGGCUGACAUCUGGUCCCUCGGCAUCACGCUGAUCGAGUUUGCCCAGAUGGAGCCGCCCAACCACGAGAUGCACCCCAUGAGGGUCCUCAUCAAGAUCUCCAAGUCGGAGCCUCCGCAGCUGGAGGAUCCGGGCCGCUGGUCACGAGAGUUCGCCGACUUCCUCAAACAGUGCCUGCAGAAGAUCCCUGAAGGAAGGCCGUCUGCUAGAGAGUUGCUCACGCAUCCAUUCGUGAGGACGGCAGAAGAGAAGAAGCCUAUCCGUGACCUGGUGGCGGAGGCGAAGGCAGAGGUGGUGGAGGAAGUAGUAGAGGGAGAGAAUGAUGAAGAGGAAGAGGAACCAACAACGCCACGAGACUUAAACAAGAGUCGCGAGAGUCUCCAGAGCACGGAUAGCAAGAACUCGGAUGAAGCGGCAGUGGGAGCUACAGAGAAGCCACUUGAAGAGAUCACAGAGGAGCCAGGGCCGGUCAAGAGAAAGGCCCGCCCCCCUCCUCCUGUACAGGAGGUCGUGAAGCAGGCGGACGAAGACAAGUCUUCAGAUGAAGGCAUUGGGACCAACGGCAGCACCGAGAAACUGCCUGAUAUCGGUUCAGAGAUAGCGCUACCGAGCGUGAACGAGACGCUUGUAGAGGAACGAGAAGGGUCAGAAUCUUCCGACGCCGUUCUGGCACCACCUGAAGCAUUCCGCGAUGAAAGCAAGGCACCUGGCUCGCCGAGCAAGGAAUCCAUCGAUGAGCAAACUAUAGAUUUCUCGCCAGAAUAUUCCGACGUAGACGAACUGAAAGACAGUUCGGCGAGUGUGGCAAUGGACAUUGUGAAUGGACUGCUGGAAAUUGUACACACAGAGACACAGAAGCAAGAGGGGAACGAAGCCGAGGUUAGGGAGGACAUUGGAGAAAGGGCUGCAGAACCAGAGAGCGAAAAAGAUUCAGUAACUGUCGGUGUCCUUGAGGAAGAUGCCUUACCAAAGCCACCCAGUGUUGAAAACGAUCGUUCCGAAACCAAAGACAGUCAGUCCAGAACUGAACAUUUCGAGGAUGACGUUGAGGAAAGUGCUUCAGCAGAGAUAGUUGUGAUAUUUCCUGAUGAGAAAGUUCAGCGGCUAGGGAAUGAUCAAGGGGAGUCCCAGGAUUCUCCCCACAGUGUGCCUCUGCCCUUGUCAGGAGUACUGGAGCCACAAGAGGUACCCACCAGGCACAGAAGACAGGGCUCCGGGGACGCCAAGUCAGAGAACUCAGCUGACAGUGGCAGCAUUCACACCAUGGAUAACGAGGUUCCUGAAGCCAAAGUCGAGCCAUCAAAGAAAAGAAAAGGGUCAGACGGACUGGAUCUGGAAGAGAAGAGCAGGAGGAAGAAAACCAUCAAGAAGACACGUAAGAUCGAGAUUGACGGGCGCGUGGUGACCCAGACUCAGGUCAAGGAGGUGUACGAUGAUGACAAGGACAAGAAAGUGGAGCAGUUACUGAGGAAGCAGGACCUGCGUGAGUUGAAGUUGAUGCAGCGUCAGGAGCAGCGCAGUCAGCAGGAGCUGCACAUCAAAAUCCGACAGCAGGUCGACAACACCGAGAAAAGAUUCGAACAGGAGAUGACGAACCUGACCCGGCGUUACGACACAGAGCUGGACACCCUGACCAAGCAGCAGAAACAGCACGUGGAGAAGCUGGAAGAGUCACAGACAACCGAUGUCCGACUGGCCACCAAGAGAAUACGCCAGGAGCAGGAGAAGGAGUUGAGGAAGUUCCGUGAAGAGCUGAAGCUGGAACAGAAGGAGAUGAAGCUGGAUGUUGAGCGUCUGCCCAAGUCUGAACGCAAGGACGCCAUGAGGAGGAGGAAGGAGGAGCUAGAAAUAAAACAGCAACAAAAGGAGCAGGACUUUGUGUCUCGUCAGAACCAGGCCCUGGAGCUUGCCCUGAGGAAGAUGACGGACCAGCACAGGCUGGAGCUGGCCAAGGUGGAGAGGGAGUUCCUGCAGCACAAACAGCAGCUGCUCAGGGCUCGUGAGGCGUCUGUGUGGGAACUUGAGGAGAAACACCUCCAUGAGAGACACCAGGAGACCAAACAGCACCAGAAGGACCAGUUCUUCCUCCAGAGACAGCAGCUACUGAAGAGGCAUGAGAAGGAAAUAGAGCAGGUGAACAGAAUAAAUAAUCGGGAACAGGAUGAGCUGGUCAGGCGACACACCAGCGAGAAGAGACGUCUGCCCAAGAUCCAGCGAAGCGAGGGGAAAGUCCGAGAGCAGAUGUUCAAAAAGAGCCUGCGUAUCAGCAGCAUGAGCACGCCGCAACAGGACAAGGAGAAACUCAAACAGUUCCAGACACAGGAGACGAAGCGCAUGAAAGCCGAGCAGCAGAGGCAGGAGCAGAAGCACAGCAAACAGCUGGAGGAACUGCGCUCCAGACACGACGUCACUAUGCAGGAACUGCAGCAGAUGCAGAAUGAGAAGCGGCACAUGCUGAUAGAGCACGAGACUCAGAAGCUGAAGGAAAUUGACGAGCAGCACCAGCGUGAGCUACGUGAGUGGAGGGAGAAACUGAGGCCUCGCAAAAAGAAACUUGAGGAUGAGUUUCAGCAUCAACUUCAGGAGCAGGAACAGUUCUACUCCAUGGGUCACAUGAACAAUGAGCCGGUCCCGUAUGCCGUGAUGUCAACCCCCACACUGUCCUACUGAAGUCCUGUGCUGUUGUUGAAGGCCAUGCCAAAGUUUGGUUGUGUUCGAUAAAAAUGCACGUCAGCAGAACGUACUGUGCCUGCCUCAAACCAUGGUUUCUGUUGGUUGGUUGGUUUGGUUGGUCAAUGUCGCCUCAGAAUUUUAUCCAUUGCAUGAGAUAUUUUUUCUGACACAACAUUUGAAAACUACUGAUGCCGGAUGGGAUACCAUUCUUAACUACGCGAACACAACCUCAAGCGAUGAAUUCUGUAGAAGUGCUAUACACACUACGCUCCAGAUUUCGCGCAGGUGCAGUAUGUUCUGCUGACGCACAUGUUUGUUACCAUAUGUAAAGUCAUGUGAGAUGCAUACUAUUCCAAUGUGCACAGAUAAAAAUGCAUGAUUCAAGUACAUCUGAAGUUGUAGCCUUCUUCCUAUGCAAGGAGCCAGUUGGUCACACACAUGGUUUUAUAUUACAACCUAAUCCCCACCAGAUGAUGAGAAACUGACAUGAUAUUGAACCUGGCCUCGUGCUUCACAUGUCUGUAGCCAGAAAACCUUCAGAUGUGCCUAAAAAAAAUCACAAACAUUUCCUGAUUACCAGUCACAAUGUACCCGUACAUGUUCCUGAAAUGUCUACCCAUACCUCUUGUCAAUUGUCUUGUAUAUUUAGUUUGAAGAGUCCUGAUUUACUUACAAAUGUAUUACAGCUACUGAUGCCUGGUGAUAACAUAAAUGUAGUGUACAGUUGAGGUCUUUAAAGACUUCAUCAUCUGUUAAUCGUCAUGACUAUAUCGUUUUUAUAGCAGCCUAUAUCCUAGAUAGAAAUAUAACUGGCAAAGAUGCUUUCAGACAGUUCCCGCAAUAUGUUACAAAUGAAGUUUGAUUUGGUUGGAACAGUCCAAUAGAAUGUGUUACACUCAUGAAAGACAAGUUACUAGCAACCAUUUGGGAUCACAAAGGUGCUCAGCACAAUAAGCUACGUGGGAUGAAUCUGAAAGCCACCUUUAUACUCAACCUGGUAAGACUCAGUAUCAUUACAUACCAUCUUAACUAUCCCACAAGUUUUACAACGGUGAUAACAAGUCCUUAGAUCAGUUGCUUUUACUGUAUGUCGUACACCUUAUAAUGUCUUGACAUGAUACCCUAUAAAAUGUAACAGAACCAAUAAAAUAAAAACUCAUGUAUAACUCAUGUAUUAACUGCUAGUUUAUCACAUUCAUUGAUUGUUCUUCCCUUAGUUUUUAAAAUAGUAGUUAAGUCUAUCAAUAACAAGUAGUUAACUAAUUGGGCAGCAAGUAUAUAUUAAUAUUCUUUAAAUGUGUAAGAAUUGGUUGUAUACAUACUUCACAAAGAGUAUGACUUUUCAAAAUGCUUGAAUAGAUGCUGCUGGAUAUGUACAAUGUACAUCUUGGUGCAUUUUUAUGUGAUAAUUAUUAUACUGGAUUAUUUUCA